GGUGGGGUGUUGAGGCAGUCACACGCAGCCUGUAGAAGGGCCCCUAGCGCCAGACAUUAGUACUGGUCUGCCUGAUUACACCUACUAUCGGAUCCACAGCUCGAACAUCAGUGUUGUCGAGGCAGAAACACGGUCAGGCGUAUGGACAGGCAACCGUAGCUCCGCAGAUCGCUCCCUAUGUAUCGGUGACUACACCGACGAGUCAUUUUUGGCACAUAUCUGGACUCUUCUGUACGCUCUGGUCUCUCACACCGCAGGGCCUCUUCAGUUAACAGAAAAAAGUGGGUGUUUGGUGGUGUUCCGGCAGCAGCGGCGGCGGCGAGCGCAGCGAAGUGUCUUCGAUGGCAGGCUGGAAGGACGGCUCGGUGCAGGAGAAGUAUCGGCUGGUUGUGGUCGGCGGCGGCGGAGUCGGGAAAUCAGCCCUGACUAUCCAGUUUAUUCAGUCGUACUUUGUCACCGACUAUGACCCCACGAUUGAAGACUCUUAUACCAAGCAGUGUGUGAUUGACGAAAGGGCGGCCAGACUUGACAUCCUCGACACGGCUGGACAGGAAGAGUUUGGAGCCAUGAGAGAACAAUACAUGAGGACAGGGGAGGGCUUCCUGCUCGUCUUCUCAGUCACUGACAGAGGAAGCUUUGAAGAAAUCUACAAAUUCCAAAGACAAAUUCUCCGAGUGAAAGACAGAGAUGAAUUCCCUAUGAUCCUUGUAGGAAAUAAAGCAGAUCUGGAACUACAGAGACAAGUAACCCAGGAAGAGGGCCAGCAGCUGGCCAGACAACUGAAGGUCACAUAUAUGGAGGCUUCAGCCAAAAUCCGUAUGAAUGUAGACCAGGCUUUCCACGAGCUGGUUAGAGUAAUCAGGAAAUUCCAAGAACAGGAAUGUCCACCGUCGCCAGAACCUACAAGAAAAGAGAAAGACAAGAGUGGCUGCCAUUGUGUGAUCGUCUGAGUCGGCCUUAUCACUGUAACUCAUGCAGCUACUCUCUACCACCCCACCCACUCUGCCUGACAUCACAUCCAAAGUGGAUGACUGACCGCUGCCUUCUCCACGUGCAUGACUUCAGACAGCCUUUUCUGAAAUACUUUGACCAGGAACUGCUGUCCCCAGGACAUCACUAUGGACAACUGACAAUGCCAAAUUUUAACACCACUCUACCUUCAGCCCUAAUCUAAUUCACAUGAGAGAGUCCCAACACUAAACAUUGCCUUCUAAAUCAGCCUGACAAAUUAAUGUUUUGUACUCUGAAGGACUUCUCUUGCCUUGUAGUGACAUUUGUACUUGCUACCGAGAUUGAAUGAAAACUAUAUAUCCAGAAUGUUAAUGAGUUUCUUCAGUUUUCUGUGUCUGACCAGAGCAGAGAUUAUCUUAUGAAGCUUUGUGUAUGUUGUGCCAUAUCCAACUUUGCUCCCAUGUGCUAAUCUGCUACUGUACAUAUGUGACAUUUGUUGUGAUUUUCAAAGUGUACUUUUAAUGAUCUAUUAAAUCACCACAGUGCAGUGUGUGAGGUUGAGUUUGGUUUUACGUAUAUGAAAAUGAAUAUAUAAGUAUGUAUAUAAAUAUAAAGCCUAGACAGCCCUUAAAGCUACAAUGAUAGAACUUUCUGGCAUUCUGCAGUGGAUUUUUCUUCUUUGCCUGUGGUUUCUGCUUUCAUCUCAAUUUCCAAAUAUGGAGUGUCUACUGUAUUAGAUUUUUUUUAAAGUCUUAUAGAUUGAACCAUUCUUAUCAUAUGCCAUCUCCUCAAUGUACCGAAAGUAGCAAAUUUGUCUGAAAUCUUUUCCUCGAGGGUGGUGGUUCAGUCAAAAUUGGACAUCAUACAUUGUUCAGAUUUCUCAGAAGCGGUAGAUGAUUUUAUUGGUAGCACAUUGUGUAUCUUUGACAACUAACAUCAUUUCAGAUAAAGCACUGAACACUGUAUGUUCUAUAUUCAACUUUUGACAAGUAAUGUUAUCAAAUCCAUUUGUUGCAAAUCAAGAAGCUUUCACAGCCCCGUUCAGUUCAGAUCAUUCCAAUGUAAUGCAUCUUUUCUGUCAAACAUUUAGUCUACGAUAUAGAUCAAAUCAAAAACUGUUAUAUCAUUCCAAUAACACAGUGGCAAUGUAUUUGUUUUGUGUCCUUGAAUUAUUCUCUUCAAUUUACUUUUUUACCCCCUAAUGAUUUAUCAGUUGGAAAACCAGGACAAGUGGAAGCAUUGAGCUGCACAUCGUAAAAUAGCCGUUUUCCAACGGGACAUGAACUCACCGGACCUGCCACCUGUGGAGCCCUUUCCACUUCUGUACUUCUGUUCGGGCAUAUAAAUGAAGUACUGCAGUUUGUUUUUCAUGUCAUCUUGUAAUAUAAACAAGAAAAUCUGAUGAUGGAGCUAAUGGACUUGAUUAAAUGUUUCUACUCUACUUUUAUACAUUAUUUUCUUAUCAAACUAGUUGACAAGUAUUUUUAUAUGUUUAUAAGUGAAUACACAUUCACAGCAUAGCUGUGUAUAUAUGUAAAGAGGAAUAUUUAAUUCUCUUGAGUAUUUUAAACUGAAGAUGACUGUUGGCCCAAAUUUACAAAAUUGGAAUCUUCACCCAGAUGUGACCAGAAUGUUAUUUCUUAUUGUGGCUUCGUAAUGGAGAAUAUAUUUAUCUUUGAGGUGUUCACCACCAGCUCAGAGCGUAAAAUUCCAGGUCAGGUGGGAGAGGUGAUUCUGGUCUUUAGGAGCUUAAAACUACAUGAAGGAAUAAUUAUAAUCAGUGAGAUUUUAAAUACCCACUUCCCAUCUUAUUGGAAAUCCUAGUGUACAUCCAAAUCAUACUGUUUCUUUCUUUUUCUUCCAUAUCGGUGUCUUUUGCCCUGUGUCUAGCUUUUGGUGCAAAAAUAAAAAUCUGUCAUUGAGCCA
Sander lucioperca (pikeperch) is the source of this 2877-nucleotide messenger RNA. RefSeq names its product RAS related 2 (gene rras2). The transcript is spliced from 6 exons. Gene Ontology annotation, cellular component: plasma membrane. Bases 342 to 950 code for a protein of 202 amino acids. NCBI's taxonomy places the organism in Eukaryota, Metazoa, Chordata, Actinopteri, Perciformes, Percidae. The record is from RefSeq and is a predicted model, not a curated record. Gene Ontology annotation, biological process: signal transduction. Gene Ontology annotation, molecular function: GTPase activity; GTP binding; GDP binding.